UGUGCUCCAGGGAGUUGGGGUACAAUAACAACACCUCAUCCAUGCUAAGGCAUUACCGUGCCUUGCAUGAGAAUAAGGAGGAAACUGGAGCUUCACCCAGCCAUGCCACCAGAAAACAAGAGCUGGAUGAAGCCCUCGUCUCCAUGAUAGUGAAGGACACACAGCCUUUCACUGUUGUGGAUGAUGUUGGAUUCAGGGCAUUUGUGUCCAAACUGGAUCCUAAUUAUGUUAUCCCUACAAGGCAGGCUCUGAAGGCCAUGGUGGAGGCCAAGUAUGAGUUGGCUAAGGAGAAGGCUAAGGCUAAAAUGGAAACGGUGGUUGCUGUUAGCCUUACGUCUGACAUGUGGACAUCCAUCAAUAUGGAUGCCUACCUGGCAGUAACAUGCCAUUUUGUGGGAGAAGCUUACACAAGUGCAACUUCAUCUGGGGAUGGCUAACAUGAAGCUUAUGCAAGAAGUGGAGACCAGAUGGAACAGCACGUAUUUGAUGCUCCAACGUUUGAUGGAGCAAAGGGAGCCAGUAGGAGCAGCGUUAGCUGGUUUACAACAUGACGUCCCCUUCCUAACAGCAGAAGAAUUCAACAUUGUUGGGGCGUGCCUGUCUUUGCUGUCUCCCUUCUUUGAUGCCACUGUAGAGCUGUCGGCAGAGGAAAAUGUGUCUGCCUCCAAAG
Messenger RNA from Cyclopterus lumpus (lumpfish), 670 nucleotides. RefSeq names its product zinc finger BED domain-containing protein 1-like. The coding region runs from base 42 to 437 and encodes 131 amino acids. The transcript is spliced from 4 exons. The record is from RefSeq and is a predicted model, not a curated record. Lineage: Eukaryota; Metazoa; Chordata; Actinopteri; Perciformes; Cyclopteridae.